Molecule: messenger RNA, 1195 nt
Organism: Magallana angulata
Lineage: Eukaryota; Metazoa; Mollusca; Bivalvia; Ostreida; Ostreidae
Product: ADP-ribosylation factor-like
Exons: 5
Coding region: 133-630 (165 amino acids)
Biological process (GO): intracellular protein transport; vesicle-mediated transport
Cellular component (GO): cytoplasm; plasma membrane
Molecular function (GO): GTP binding; GTPase activity
Source: RefSeq, a predicted model, not a curated record
UCAUACCUGACACGCUGGAGAAUAAAUCGUUGAUUGUGCCAGCAUUUAAAUGGCACGUGUAGACUUUAAACAUGGCAUAGCUUGAAGGAUCUUUUCGAGUCUUUUUCCUCUGGGUCUCCGGCAAGGAUUGUCAUGCUGGGAUUAGACGCUGCUGGAAAGACAACAAUAUUGUACAAGAUAAAGCUGAAUGAGAUUGUGUCCACCAUCCCUACCAUAGGUUUCAAUGUGGAGACUGUGUCCCCCGUAAAGGGCGUGACCUUCACCGUCUGGGACAUCGGGGGUCAGGACAAAAUCAGACCACUGUGGAAACACUACUUUAAUAACACCGAAGGAUUGGUGUAUGUUGUGGACAGUAAUGACAGAGAGAGAAUCCUGGAGUCACGUGAAGAACUGUUUGGGAUUUUAAACAGCGAUGAAAUGAGAGGAGUUCCGGUGGUGGUCAUUGCCAACAAACAGGAUCUUCCGAAUGCAUUAAGUACCUCGAAAGUGGCAGACCUGAUGAGCUUACACAAGCUGACUUCACGGAAGUGGUACAUUCAAGCCGCCUGCGCAACAACAGGUGAAGGGAUUUUUGAGGCCAUGAAAGAGCUGUCCUCCAUGGUAAAAGAAUACAAGAAAGAGAUGAGAUAAAGCCGAUAAUAAUGUGUAUGAAAUACAACACUGAUUGUGACACACCAAACAUCGUCUGGGAGAAUCCUGCGCCACGACAUUGCCCGCUGUCCGUGGUUCCGUGUGUUUUCUUGAUAUUUGACUCACAUUAAAACAUCGUUGGUUUCAUUGGAAGGCAGUUUUCAUGUCUGUAAAAAUAACGAAAUCGUUAAUUUUUAUUGAAGUUUUAUGAAUUUGUAGAACUGAAUGUUGGUAAAAGCUUCGAUUUUGUUAUCACACUCGAGGCAUUUGUGUUACAUUUCAUUAUAUAUUCGUAUGUGUCUUCUUAAUAGCUUAAUGAAAACAGCUUAAUGUUUUUGCAAACCUCAGUGAUUUAAGUGAUAUAUUCAUAUUUUUAUUCAUUCAUUUUGAUAAGAUACGUUUUGUUAACAAAAAUAAUAUGUUAACAAUCAUACAUUAUUUUUACAUUUAUACUGAUAAUUUAUAUUUUGAUACUGUUAUUUUUAUUUUCAAUUGUUACGUUUUGUUAACAAAAAUAAUAUGGUAACAAUCAUGCAUUAUUUAUACUGUUAUAACGAUAAUUAAU